UGCAUUGCUAAAACAUAAAACCACACAAUCUCAAAAUAAACUUUUCUCUCUCUUCACUCUCUGCUCCCUCUCUUCCUCCACCACCCUCUUACUCUCGAGUCUUUCCGCCUCUUGUUCUUCUCUGCUUUCUAUGAUAGUAGCGUUACCAACGCAAAUAGAGAGAGCAGAACAGGAAAUAAUGAGAAACACCAUACGGUGUUGCAUCUCUUGCAUUCUUCCAUGCGGAGCACUGGACGUAAUCCGCAUAGUGCACUCCAACGGCCGCGUCGAGGAAAUCAGCGGCUCCGUCAAGGCCAGCGAGAUCAUGAAGGCGCACCCCAAACACGUGCUCAAGAAACCAUCCUCGCCCUCCACCCAAGACGGCGUCGUUCCCAAAAUCGUCGUGGUCCCUCCCGACGCUGACCUCCAGCGCGGCAAGAUUUACUUCCUCAUGCCCCUCCCCUCUCCCCCCUCCGACAAGAACCACCGCCAGAGACCCUCCUCCGGGAAGAAGAAAAGGAAGGACCACCACGCCGAGAGAAUCCACCACAACCACAAUCUCAACAACAACAACAGUGACGCCAUUUCCGUGGCCAACUUGCUCGUCUCGAACGAUCGCUACUUGACUGAAAUACUCUCCGAGAAGCUUUCUACGCAGAGAGACAGAAGACGAGGUCGUGUCGCCGUUUGGAGGCCUCACUUGGAGAGCAUUUCCGAGUCACCGCCUGAUAUAUAACUACUGUAAACGCUUCUUCAUCCUUAAUUGUUCAAUAUCUUAAGCCUCUCCCUAUAUUAUAUUAUACUAUACCAACAUAUAUAUUUCCAUCUUCCAAACUUCAAAAACCCGUUUUUUCUAAAUUCAGCUAAACAAUUUCGUUUCAUUUUUCUUAAUCGUAUAGGGUUAAAAAUAUAGGAAUACGUGUCUGUUGAAAGAGGUCAGUUUGUAUCUGAGUAGCUGACGAUAUUGGUAUAUGAAGUAAUGAGAUGAUAAUACGUUGUGAUUUUGAGAAGUGAGAUCGUUUUGAAUAAAAGUCGGGGAUCACAAGUGCUCAACUUUACUGAUUGCCAUUUUUUUAAGCUUUCGUUAUCAGCUUAUCAUGAUUUUGAAAGGGGGUGUUGUUGGUGUUUAGUUGGUAGGGUGCAUGAGCGAUGGAGGUGUGCUAUAAUUUUGUAAUUUUCAGGAAGGGAUGAUAAGAAGGAAUUCUGUGAGUUUGUUUUAGCUUUUGAUGAAUUGUUGACGAUGAAGGGUUGGAGUUGGAAUUGAAGUACUGCACAUGGAAAAGUAGACACAGCAAGUGUAUGAUUGAAACACGGGAGAAAAGGAUCGCACUCCUGUUGUGUCUGGUUUUCGGGGCAUUCGUCGUUCUGUAUUAGAUCAUAAUGGAAGGUGAUUGAGACGUAUGGUAGAAUUUAUGCCAUUGCUAACAACGGAGUAAUCCAUUCACGUUUAUUCCCCUCGUUCAAUUUUGUAGUGUUCGACGGUGUCAGUCAUUCUCCAACGCUAGCGAGAGGGUGACGUAAUGCUUGCAUCACCCUCUAAACAUAAAUAUAUAACGUAUAAUAAUGCGAAUGAAUAAAUUCAAGGAGAAAGCUUUUCAUUUAAUUUAUGUUUGAUGAGAGAGAAAAAAAAAAUCUUUGGGGUCCCUCAGAUUCAUGGAUGUGUAAGCAAGCAGGUAGAAAGCCACGGUGUACUUGGGCAGAAACUAAGGGUAAAAGAAAUGAAAAAGAAAAGGGUGGGUUGGAUCAUGAAAAGACCAAAGCAUGCUGGGAAAUCACUUUGAGAGUGUGCUUUCCACCAAAAUUGUAAUAUCUAAUAAUGUUGCGUUGGUAAAGUAAUUAGUGGAUAUAUGUAUUGUAUUGUGUGUCUUUAAGCAUUUUGUUUUUGAGUAUGAGUUAGCAAUAAGGUUAGUGGGUGUGGCAUCCUGUAAAGGUGAUUGAUUACACAGUGGAGUUCUGGGGUGGUGGAUUGACUGGACGGCAGAUCAUUGAGCCUUGAGGGAAGCUUGUGUUGUGUUCCGCGUUCUGUUUUCUGUUUGGUUCUGAUUCUGAUUUAUUUCAGAUUCUUUUUUCUGAUUCGAACGCAUAUAUGCGGUUUUUACUCUGAAGCCCCACCAUAUGUCUGGGGCCAAAAAAAAAGUUGGCACAGAGUAAGCGACUCAAUGAGGGUCUGCUCCAUGUAACAAUAAAACAAUGGAUGAAUCAUUGAAAUGUGAUGGUCUCAUGGGAUGUCA
Molecule: messenger RNA, 2210 nt
Organism: Vigna umbellata (rice bean)
Lineage: Eukaryota; Viridiplantae; Streptophyta; Magnoliopsida; Fabales; Fabaceae
Source: RefSeq, a predicted model, not a curated record